AUGUGGCGUGGGAAGCGACGUUGGUCGUCCACGGAGGUGCUGCUGAGUGUCCUGUGUCUGACCCUGCUGGCGGUGUGUGUCAGCCUCAUCAUCAUCACCUGGCUCGCCAUGCAGACUGACUUGGACCAGUGUGGACUAGGUGGGACUGAGUCUGUGUUCAGUGGGAGGCUGGUCAUUACGAGGGGGGCUGUGUUUACUGAGAAGCUGAGAAACAGGAGCAGUCUGCAGUUCAAGUCCCUGGCCUUCGACACAGAGCAUCUGAUAUCUGACGCUUACAGCCGUGGCUCCCUCAAUAAUGACUUCAAGGCCUGUGAAGUUUUAGAAUUCAGCAAUGGCAGUGUGGUGGUGAACUUUGACCUGCAGUUUCGUCAGAGUGUGGAGGUGAAGGAGGCAGAGCAGCAGCUGGUGGCUGGGCUUCAGAGCACUGGGGGCCUGGUGGUUAACCAAAAUAGCAUCCAGGUCACAGGGAAAUGCCCACCUUAUCAUAUGGCCUGUGGGAAUGGCACUACAUGUGUGGCCACCAUGCAGUUUUGUGACGGAGUAGACAAUUGUCCUGAUGGCUCAGAUGAAAACCAUACUCUCUGUGCAACAAAGUGCGAUGGCCAAUUCCUUCUUCUUGGUCCUACGGGCUUCUUCCAUUCUGAAAACUUCCCUCUCCUCUACAACAAUGGCAUGAUUUGCCGCUGGGUCAUACGAGUUCAGAAAGGACUGGCCAUAAAGAUGAAUUUCCACUCAUUCGACACAGAAGAAGAGAUUGAUACUCUCAGUCUGUAUGAGGGCACAGGACAGGGGAAAAAUCUAACAUACCUGCUGUCAGGCCGUUCCCCAGGCACUGUGUGGCUGCUGUCUGACAAGGCCACUGUUGAGUUCUCUUCUGACGAUUACAACAAUUUCCAAGGAUUUAAUGCCACCUACUCAGCAGAAGACAUCAGCAACCUCUCUAAUGAGGAGAGGCUGAGCUGCUCCUUUGAGGAGGGCCUGUGUUUCUGGAGGCAGGAGCCUGAGGAUGAAGGGGACUGGAUACGCACCAAUAUCCCCACAUUCCCCCCUUUCACAGGCCCAAACUUUGACCAUACAUUUGGUAACCAAUCAGGCUACUACAUUGUCACACCGGGAAGCCCUGGCCAGUGGGAGAAGAACUUCAAGAUCCGCAGCCUCCGAUUAGCUCACUCAAAGGAACCGAUGUGUCUGAAGUUCUGGUACCACAUGUAUGGAGAGAAUGUGCAUCGGCUGAGGGUGUUGGUAGAGAGACGGUCAACUUCUGUGGUCAGAGAAGCUUCAGUCAUUGUGGUCUUCCAGAAGGAGGGGAACUAUGGAGAUAACUGGCACUUCGGCCAGGUCACCCUGAACAGCACAGCUGAUGCAACGGUGGUUUUUGAGGCUCAGAAGAAGGGGGGUAUGAAGAAUGACAUCGCCCUGGAUGAUAUUAGUCUGACAAAUGGUCCCUGUGGGGCGGACCCACCAGACCCAACAGUGGUUCCCACCCCUACAACACCACCUCCAAUACCUCCUGACUGUGGAGGACCUUUUGACCUCUGGGAACACAACUCUACAUUCAGCUCCCCCAACUACCCACACUCCUAUGGAAACAAGGCUUCUUGUUUGUGGACUCUUCAUGCCAGGGAAGGAUGGAACAUCCUGCUUCACUUCCUGGAUUUUGACGUUGAGUCGACCUAUGACAUGGUGGAGGUGCGGGAUGGGGCGGGGCCACAGUCUGAACUGCUUGGUGUCUUCACUGGUACUGAUGCUACCUUUCCAGAUGUGAUCUCCACAGCCAAUCAGAUCACAGUGAUGUUCUUUACGGACAGUACAGGGUAUGGCAGAGGGUUCCGUGCCAACUUCACAUCUGGAUUAGCACUGGGCAUGCCAAAGCCUUGUGUCACUGGGCUAUAUCGGUGUCAGUCUGGAGAAUGUAUCUCCAAUGUCAGUGUGUGUAACGGCCAACCAGACUGCGCUGACUCCUCAGACGAAGCUGACUGUGUGCAUCAGGUAUCAGUGGACAGUACGAGUGUCAGACAUCUGCAGCUCCAGGUCCAGACCACCCGGUACACAACCUGUGGUCAACACUGGAACUCUCAGCUCUCCCACUUCAUGUGUCGUUACCUGGGCUACAGAUCAGGAAGUGCCCUGCUCAUACCCUCCACAGAGAAAGACUCUCCCUUCACCACCGUGAGUGUGGCAGUCAACGGUACCCUGGACCUGACCCCCAGGAUGGAGGAGAAAGGAGAGGAGGAGUCAGAGGAGAGUGGAACUGUCAGAGUGGUGGGAGGGACAGACUCUCGUAAGGGGGCGUGGCCAUGGAUGGUGUCGCUGUACUUUAGGGGCCGCCAUGUGUGUGGAGCUACUCUGAUUGACAACGAGUGGCUGGUUACCGCUGCACACUGCGUUUAUGGGAAAAAUAUUCACCUUUCCAACUGGGAGGCAGUUUUGGGCCUUCACUCCCAGGGCAGUGUAGAUGUCCUCCCAUCACAGACCCGAAAGGUUGACCACAUCAUCAUGAACAAACACUACAACAGACGGACCAAGGAUGCUGACAUCGCAAUGAUGCACCUUCAAACAAACGUCAACUUCACAGAUUACAUUCAACCCAUCUGUCUGCCAGCAAGUGACCAGCAGUUUGAGGCUGGGAGGAAGUGUUUCAUUGCAGGCUGGGGAGCAGAAGUAGAGCAAGGCACAGCAGCUAAUGUGCUGCAGCAGGCAGUGCUGCCCCUGGUGAGCCGCUCUGAGUGUCAGAAGCUGCUGCCUGAGUACAACAUUACAGCCAGGAUGGUGUGUGCCGGCUACUCUGAGGGGGGAGUGGACUCCUGCCAGGGGGACUCUGGAGGUCCUCUCAUGUGUGAAGAGGAUGGCCACUGGGUGCAGGUGGGCGUGAUUUCUUUUGGUGUGGGGUGUGGCCGCCCCCAGCGCCCUGGUGUGUACGCCCUGGUCUCCCAGUUCGCUGACUGGGUCGUCCAGACCAGACGGCUCUCCUGA
Salvelinus namaycush (lake trout) is the source of this 2973-nucleotide messenger RNA. It is a transcript of the gene tmprss15, whose product is annotated as transmembrane serine protease 15. Lineage: Eukaryota; Metazoa; Chordata; Actinopteri; Salmoniformes; Salmonidae. The record is from RefSeq and is a predicted model, not a curated record. Gene Ontology annotation, biological process: proteolysis. Gene Ontology annotation, cellular component: membrane. The transcript is spliced from 23 exons. Gene Ontology annotation, molecular function: serine-type endopeptidase activity; protein binding. The coding region runs from base 1 to 2973 and encodes 990 amino acids.